This is a messenger RNA of Protopolystoma xenopodis, 675 nucleotides long. The record is from the annotation of a GenBank genome assembly. Lineage: Eukaryota; Metazoa; Platyhelminthes; Monogenea; Polystomatidea; Polystomatidae.
ACUCGAACAGCCGCAAGCGAUCAUCCUCGCGAAGGUGGCAGUCGACACUUGCUCGUCGACCAGUCUGGCCAGGUUCGAGGCGCCUUCGAGUGGCAGCAGCUAAAGUCCAUUAGGGCUGUUGAAAACGACAGUUUAGCAGCUCCAAACAAAAGGAGUUUUAAGUCUACCUUAACUUGGCUGGACUUGACUGGGCCGCAAUUCCAACGUCGCUCCAUCGUCUAUUCAGUGAAGCUCGUUGGAGGUGUUAAUGAUGAUGAUGUUGUUGAUGAUGAGGAUAAGAAUGAUGAUGAUAGCAGUGGAAAAUGUCCCGGGGCUCCAGGCAAGUCCGCCUGGGAUGGGUCCAGUUUCAUGACGUCGUUCGCUGAUUGGCGCAAACGAUCUGACCAAUGGCCGGGCUGCAUUUGUAGUGGUAAUCUCUGUGACGGCUCAACACGUCAUCGCAUUCCACCAAUCCCGGCCUUUUCAACUGAGCCUCACUUCUGCCAGAGACUAGAUCAAUUCUCUGGCUGUCUCCACAGCCGGUUUCUUAACGACGGUCUCGAGAGGACCCCCUUGGUCUUCUGCUCCUCUCUCUCAUCCUCCACCGCGUCAACUGCCUCGUCUUCUUGUCUGCAGGUGCUUGGAUUUCUGCCGGGUCGACUGCACCUCGAUCCUGCUGCCACAACCCACUCAUAA